UCGCGACCUCAAGUCCAAGAACGUUCUCGUCGAUGGCAAAAAAGGCGCCAAAAUCACCGACUUUGCUUCGGCCAAGGCCAUGCGCGAGAACGCAUCGACGAUGACGCAGGGCAUUGGCACCUUUCGCUGGCUCGCGCCCGAGGUGCUCAUGGAGUCGCGCUACUCGGCGCCCGCCGACGUCUACUCCCUCGGUGUGCUUCUUGCAGAAAUGUCCAUGUACAAGCGUCCCGAAGUCAAAAUCCUGCAGCAAAUCACGUCGUCGGGUCUGCGCCCGUCCUUGGCGAGGAACGCACCGACGUGGUAUACCGAGUGGGCAACGGCGUGCAUGGCGACCGAGCCCAGUGACCGUCCGACGGCCGCCGACGUGGCCAAGCACAUCCAAGCCUUCCUUGGCGUACCGCGUACGACUCGCUAA
Saprolegnia parasitica CBS 223.65 is the source of this 415-nucleotide messenger RNA. RefSeq lists its product as hypothetical. The transcript is spliced from 2 exons. Gene Ontology annotation, biological process: protein phosphorylation. The record is from RefSeq and is a predicted model, not a curated record. Bases 80 to 415 code for a protein of 111 amino acids. NCBI's taxonomy places the organism in Eukaryota, Oomycota, Saprolegniomycetes, Saprolegniales, Saprolegniaceae. Gene Ontology annotation, molecular function: ATP binding; protein kinase activity.